AUGUCUAGCGAGCUUUAUCCAGAGCGGUCUCAUCUGUUAAGAAGAAAUGAUGAUACAAAUAACAUGGACAUAGAAAAUCCAACCAAGGAUCCUAUUCCUCACAGAUCGGUGUGGUAUUUAAUUGCGUUAACGGUGUCUCUUUUAGGUGUUCAAUUGACCUGGUCUGUUGAACUUGGUUAUGGAUCUCCAUAUCUAUUUUCCCUCGGCCUUCGUAAAGAAUACACGUCCAUCAUUUGGAUCGCUGGUCCAUUGACAGGGAUUAUUAUUCAACCAAUUUCUGGAAUACUUUCGGAUCGCUUUCAGUCGAAAUUUGGAAGGAGAAGGCCUUUUAUGCUGGUUGCUAGCUUGCUAGGUAUGUUUAGUUUAUUCUUGAUGGGAUGGGCCCCAGAUUUGAGUGAGCUAUUCUUUCAGGGUACGGUUGCGAAGCGUGUAACCAUUGGAUUGGCAACCUUGAGUAUUUAUCUUUUAGAUAUCGCUGUGAAUGUUGUCAUGGCUAGUACUCGAUCCCUAAUUGUCGAUUCUGUCAGUUCAGAACAACAACAUGAUGCAAAUUCUUGGGCUGGAAGAAUGAUUGGUAUCGGUAAUGUUUUCGGAUACUUACUAGGAUUCCUUCCUUUGUACCGAAUUUUUGCUUUCCUCCAUAUUACCCAGCUCCAAGCCUUCUGCACGAUGGCCUCGAUUUUUCUUUUACUGACGGUUAGCAUUACAUCUUUAAUUGUUACCGAGAGAUCAUUUCCUGCUUCUGAGAAGGAUCAGUCAGUUGUUUCUGAAAUUUUGGAAUUUUUCGGGACCAUGAGACAAAAUAUUUCAAGCCUUCCUGAUUCUCUACGAAAAAUAUGCUAUGUACAAUUCUUUGCUUAUUUUGGAUGGUUUCCAUUUUUAUUCUACAUAACAACUUACGUUGGAACUUUGUUUUUGAGGCACGCACCUAAAGGCCAUGAAGAGGACUGGGAUAUGGCAACUCGUCAAGGAUCGUUUGCAUUACUUUUGUUUGCAAUUGUUUCUUUGGCCUCAAAUACUGCUUUGCCUCUUCUACUUGAGAGCGGGAGAGAGGAUGAUGACGAUGAUGAGGAGGAGUAUGCAACGGAAGAAGGCUCAAGAGACUACGAGAGAUAUUUACGGCCUGCAAUUUAUAUACCGCAGGCUUCAGUUGAGCCUAGUGAAAGAUCUUCUUUAAGAUCUGAGCCCACGGAGGUUCCCUCGCCUGCUCCUUCAGCUCCUGUAUCUCAAUUGCAAAGAACUAUUCCUUCUAACCGUUCUAUUAUUAGCACUUUUUCAUCAAAAGUACAAAUUAAAGGCCUUACAUUACCAUUAUUAUGGCUUUUUUCUCACAUAUUGUUUGGCAUCUGCAUGCUCAGUACUUUUUUCCUGGGCACAUCAUGGGAAGCACAAGUGAUGGUAGCAAUUUGUGGUUUGUCUUGGGCUUGCAGCCUUUGGAUUCCAUAUUCACUUUUUUCAUCUGAAGUUGCAAAGCUGGGUUUGCGUGAAAGCAGUGGGAAAAUGAUUGGCGUACAUAAUGUGUUUAUUUCAGCUCCUCAAGUUUUGAGUACGAUUAUUGCUACAAUUGUUUUUGUUCAAUCAGAGGGAAGCCACCGUGACAAAAGCGAUAACAGUGUCGCUUGGGUAUUAAGAAUUGGAGGAUUGGCAGCGUUUGUAGCUGCUUUUCUGUGUAGUAAACUUUUGUCUAUUGACUUUUAA
Schizosaccharomyces osmophilus is the source of this 1698-nucleotide messenger RNA. It is a transcript of the gene sut1, whose product is annotated as plasma membrane sucrose/maltose:proton symporter Sut1. Bases 1 to 1698 code for a protein of 565 amino acids. The record is from RefSeq and is a predicted model, not a curated record. Gene Ontology annotation, molecular function: sucrose:proton symporter activity. The transcript has 5 exons. Gene Ontology annotation, cellular component: membrane. Lineage: Eukaryota; Fungi; Ascomycota; Schizosaccharomycetes; Schizosaccharomycetales; Schizosaccharomycetaceae.